Molecule: messenger RNA, 3461 nt
Organism: Ceratina calcarata
Lineage: Eukaryota; Metazoa; Arthropoda; Insecta; Hymenoptera; Apidae
Gene: Not3
Product: CCR4-associated factor Not3
Exons: 9
Coding region: 591-2747 (718 amino acids)
Biological process (GO): regulation of DNA-templated transcription
Cellular component (GO): nucleus; CCR4-NOT core complex
Source: RefSeq, a predicted model, not a curated record
GAUAAUGUUUCCAGCAUGUUUACAUUUAGACGAAUUUUGUUGUGGCCCACCACCCGACACAACAUCGCUUUUCGAUCUUGCAUCGUCUCCUGCGGUCCGCUGUGCCGGUUAAAAACGAUUCCACGUACGAAUUGCGUCCUAGCCUAUUUUUAACUCGCAUUAUCUACUUAGCAUGCAGGCUUCUCUGCCUGACAGUUGGUACAGGUUGCCAGGGUAUGAUGGACUGGUGUGUGUUCUCUCCUUAACUUCUCAUACGUUUCUUUCUUCCAAGUUAUUUCCUCUUGCGUAAGCUGUAUUAAUUGCAGCCUAAUGCUAUUUUCUUAUGUCAGCAUAACCUUUAAAUUAACUUUAUACUAUUUCCUGCUUGUAUGUAUCAUGGUGAUCCUGUGUAUGCAAACCAUUCAUUGGUAUAAACUUUUCUCACAUAAACUGUCCAGUAAACUGCUCUCUAAAGAGAUAACUUGUCUCUUGUCUUCUCCCCAAUCAGUUUGAAGGAACAUUUUAGUCAAGAAAAAAGUAUUCUUAUUCCCUGUUUCCUUUCGUGAAUCCUUCCAGCUUUAAAACUCUAAUUGCAGUAUUUUACGAGUAACAUGGAUAAUACACAUUUUAAAGAUUUAUUUUCGUCUCAUUUGAAAUAUAAUCAUGCUUACCAUUGCAAAAAUAGUAUUCAAUCAACUUAUCUGCCUCUGCUAAGUUUUGGAAUUCAGAUAUUUAAAUGUGAAAUAGAUCGGUGCCUUAAAAAAGUGACUGAGGGAGUAGAGACGUUUGAGGAUAUUUGGCAAAAGGUUCACAAUGCUACAAAUAGCAAUCAAAAGGAGAAGUAUGAAGCAGACCUUAAGAAGGAAAUCAAGAAGCUUCAAAGGUUACGUGAUCAAAUCAAAACCUGGCUCGCAUCAGGCGAGAUUAAGGAUAAAAGCACGCUUCUUGAAUACAGGAAGCUAAUCGAGACUCAAAUGGAAAGGUUUAAAGUCGUAGAGAGGGAAACGAAAACGAAAGCUUAUUCGAAGGAAGGAUUAGGAGCAGCUCAAAAACUCGAUCCAGCUCAGAAGGAAAGAGAAGAAGUUAGCAAUUGGCUCGCAAAUUCCAUAGAUUCUUUGAAUCUUCAGCUGGACACGUUUGAGUCCGAAAUAGAAUCGUUACUCGCAGGAAAGAAGAAAAGAUUAGAUAAAGAUAAGCAGGAUAGAAUGGACGAGUUGAAAACAAAGCUUGAUAAACAUCGUUAUCAUAUCCGUAAACUUGAAACACUGUUGCGCAUGCUGGACAAUAUGUCUGUUGAAGUUAACACUAUCAAGAGGAUAAAAGAUGAUGUAGAGUAUUAUAUCGAGUCCUCACAGGAACCUGAUUUCGAAGAAAACGAAUAUAUUUACGAUGAUAUUAUUGGUCUCGAUGAAGUAGAACUGUCUGGAGUCGGUAUUCCGUCGUCAGCGACUACGGACAGUAACAAUAGCAAUGAGACUGGAGGUACACCAACCUCAACCAAUUCUGGUACUUCGCCUAUACCGUCACCUCCUUUGAGUUCCACCAUGCACAACCAUUCAAGUGAUAGUUCUACAGAUAAUGACAAGAAAACGAAGCCUGUGAAACCCACAGCAGUCAGGCCGUUACUAAAUUCACAGGCGAGCAUUCCAACAACGGGAAGCACUGCCACCAUAAAAUCGAAUUUGUUGUCGAGCAGCACUCCGAGCAAAACCAUUCCCAUAACACCUAGCCAUAGCUCGCCUAGUUCUACGAGUAAUCACAUCGCAACAACAAAUGCCGGCAACUUCGCCACAAUAGCUGCUUCGCAUAGUAAUUCUCAAGCCAUCCAUUCUACCUCUAGUAAGACAUCUUCUCAUAGCAGCGAAAACGGUUUGUUGUCAUCGUCGUCUACAUCCAGCGUUACUUCGAACGUGCCACAAACGAUCUCGCAACAGCAUAAUAAUCCGGCGCCGAUACAGACGACGCAUGUGUUGCAUAACCAACAGAAUCAGAAUCACAAUAGCGAAACUGAAAUGACAACGCCGAUCCCACCAUCUUCGUCGCCGCAGUCGUCAGUUAGCAGUAGGUCUUCACCUCUGCCUGCAAAUUCCUGUUCGCCAGCGCCAUCCACUGCCAAUGGUCUCAUCCCUAAGCUUCCUGAUGGCAUGUCCUCUUUGAAAUCUAUAGCCCAACAAGUAAUUGUCCGAGCAGGUCUGGAAAUACCGCCGUCCGAGUCGAACAGAAACAUCUUCGACAGUGGUAAGGCGAAUAAUAACAACAACAAUGCCACGUCGGAAGCACACAUUCCUCCGCUUCUCGGUGUCGCGCCACUCGGACCGGUGCCGCUUCAAAAAGAGCAUCAGCUACAGUUCCAGAUGAUGGAGGCUGCUUACUACCAUAUGCCUCAUCCAUCUGACUCUGAACGUUUGAGGUCGUAUUUACCAAGAAAUUUAUGCCCGACGCCUCCUUACUAUCAGCAGGUUCAACUUCCUCAUUCUGAUACUGUGGAGUUCUUCCAACGUCUUUCUACCGAAACGUUAUUCUUCAUAUUUUAUUAUAUGGAAGGUUCCAAGGGCCAGUACCUGGCUGCGAAAGCCCUGAAAAAGCAAAGUUGGAGGUUUCACACGAAGUACAUGAUGUGGUUUCAAAGGCACGAGGAACCGAAAGUGAUCAACGAGGAAUAUGAGCAGGGAACGUACAUUUAUUUUGAUUACGAAAAAUGGGGACAGAGGAAAAAGGAAGGUUUUACGUUUGAGUACAAGUACUUAGAAGACAGAGAUCUGAAUUAACAGUCCUGUUGCUUGUGUGAAGUCUCCGAAAUGCACUAUUUCUGUACCGGUAUUAUCCAAAUCUCGAGAAGACAGAUUUUAUUUUUUACAAUUCUAUAUUUUCACAAAAUAUAAUUUCAUUUAUUGGUAAAGAGUAUCUCAACAAAAAAAAGCAGCGUAAACACAAAAGGGGAAGCGUGAGCAUGACAAUGCGAUGAAGACUCUUCGUUUAUAUUUUGACACCGCGUUUGUUAAAAUAUCUUCCCUAAUAGUAUUCCUCGUUUCGAGUAAAACGGAAAAGUAAAACGCGAAUCACCCGCGAUCGACGAAAAAUGAAAGGAGAUUUCGGUUAAUGAUAAAACGAAUGGUGUACGUUAAUCGAGGACGGUAAAUUGUAAUUGUAAAAAAAGAUGAUGUGAGAAAAAGAAAAAUAGCACCAGAGACACACUUUUAAUAUUUCAGUGUGUGGUGUGUGAUAAACAAGAGGAAGAAGUUAUACUCGCUGGCGACUGACUCUGUAAUACCAGUACAAACAUGCGUGCGGCCCAUCUGCCGUGACGGCGGCGAGGUGGAGGUCGCUCAUGCUAUGGUAUGUCUUAAUGUUAGAUUUUAAGUAGCAUUUUUGUAUAAAGUAUAUUGAGGUAUAAAACCCUUAAAAUGAAUUACUGUACAGAAUGUGUAGAAAUAGUGAAUAAUAAUAUUAUGGAAUAUAUUUUAUUUCUCAUUUAAAUGAAA